Messenger RNA from Uranotaenia lowii, 2621 nucleotides. RefSeq names its product alpha-amylase 3-like. The transcript has 2 exons. The record is from RefSeq and is a predicted model, not a curated record. Gene Ontology annotation, biological process: carbohydrate metabolic process. NCBI's taxonomy places the organism in Eukaryota, Metazoa, Arthropoda, Insecta, Diptera, Culicidae. The coding region runs from base 478 to 2382 and encodes 634 amino acids.
AAUAGUGAGCAGUCAAGGUUGGAAAAAUUUUGCCUAGAAAAUUUAAGUAAAAAUCAAAAUUGAAUGAUCGAUUUGAGAUCGAAAUUCGUCUAACCGUCCUGAAGCACGUGUCGUCGGGAUGCCAAAUUCGCGAACCAAUUAAUCGUGAUCGCGUAAAUGGACUUAAUUUGUGCCAAUUGAAUCGCAUAUUCAUACCCACCACAUUGUGAGCUAAUUGUUAAGAGAUAUCGUGCGGGGGCUGCGACGACUGGCGCUCUGCAUUGGUGUUGGUGCUCCCGAGUGGGGCCUUCCCGAGAUCUGAAUAGUUGUUCUUUGCGUCACAUCGCGGACACUAUUUACACUAGUUUCGAAGUUUGAUCUCUUGCCGUUUAUCAUACAUCAUACAGUUGAGGUUGUUCGUUCGGCUGGGAGAAUCGCGUUUUCCCAGUCCCGUGACGGUAUUUUUAAAACUACCGAGUCGGGCAAAACGAAGUGGAAAUGAAUCAUUUACAAAUUUCUACCGAUCCCACCUUGCUGGGUGCCGAUCUGCCUGAUUCUUUAACAACGUCUCCAUCGGUAUCGACCUUUCUGCCUGAAGAGGAUACAUCAACCUGUUUGCUGUUGCCGGAAACGCCAAGCCCUCCGCUAGGAUUUACGCACCCCUUGACUCCCGGUAUGGGUAAUACUGAAAACUCGGAAAAUAUAACCGGUGAUGAUUUGGCCGCGGAAACCAGUUCGUCCGGAAGCUCGGGCAUCGGCAUGGGUGGCGGAUGUACGGCGGGUGCAUCCAAUUUAUUCAACAAUCACAGCGACUAUCAGCAUUUGCGGAAGAAAAGUGAUGGCAAGAUUCAGGAGAACGGAAUUCAUCUCAACGGUACUUUGAACAUCCCUAUCACCAAGGACAUGCCAAGCUUCGUGCACUGGAACUGGCCAUUCAUUCGGAAGUGCACAUUUUUGGUGUUUCUCGGGGGCAUUUUUGCGAUGGUAGCCAUUGUGGUGGCAAUGAUUGCGACGCUGCCUAAAUCAUGCAAUCCACCUGUCGCUUGGUAUAAAGGAUCCGUAUUCUACGAAGUUUUCCCGGCAAGUUUCCAGGACACCAACGAUGACGGUCUCGGGGAUAUUCGCGGCCUCAUUGGACGAGCGGAAUACUUCAAAAGCCUAGGAGUGGCAGCAGUGCGGCUGAACUCAAUUUUCCCAUCGAAACAUUAUCCGGAUCACUUUCAAGAUGUUACCUCACUGACGGCGGUCGAUGAAGUCUUGGGGAAAGUUGAGGAUUUGCAGAAGCUGGCUGCAGUUCUUCAUGAGAGAAAUAUUUCGUUGAUUUUGGAUUUGCCGAUUUUCCCGUUUAUUGAUCACCUGAAUCCACCGACUAUCGAUGUAAAUCAUUUACCGAAUCGUACCGAUGAAGCUCCCACCAGUGAAUAUCUUCGGCUUGCCAGAUCUAUUAAUGCAAGGGGCUCGGAGAACAUUGUGACAACGGUAUUUCGUUUCUGGUUGGCCCGCGGAGGAAUUGAUGGAUUCUAUGUAAAAGGAUUGGAACAUUUUAGCGAUGACCCACUACUGCUGGAGAAUAUCAAAGAAUGGAAGUACACUUUGGGUGGUGAUCGCGUUUUGAUGGUUAGUAAGGAGUUUAUCGAUAAAGUUCCCGGUUCGAUUGUAACAGAUAUUUUGAAUCACGUGGAUCUGGUUGAUGUGCGAUUGGAUGUCGCAAAUGGAACAGAUUCUAUUGCCAAUACAGUUCGCAGUGCUGUCGCAGGACACAUUCUGAGAGAUGUUGAACACCCAUGGAUUCAUUGGAGUUUGGGAAGCGUUCAUGACCGCCGUUUGAGUUCAACCACUAGCUCGAAUAUGACGUUGGCAGCAACACUGAUGCAGUUAACUUUCCCGGGAACGGUAAAUAUUUUCUAUGGAGAUGAGAUAGCGCUGGAGGAAGCUCACGAUCCUACUGGCGAACACGAAGAAACUAAGCAUUUACAUCACCUAUCGGUGAUGAGUUGGGACGGCCAUCAGAAUCAGUUUACCGGUCGAGGAACCCUCCCGUGGCUACCGAAAAGCGAAUCCUCGUCGUAUCAUCAUUUAGAGUUGGUAGUUGAAAUGAUAGCUCUGCGAAAACGAUCACCAUCGAUAUACCAAAAUGCCGUGACCAAGGAAGAGCAGGUCCUUCCAAAUACGGAUGUGAAAUCGAGUCAGAAUGAUGUACUGGUGAUUCAAAGAUGGUACCCGAGGAGACAUUCAUUUGCAGCAAUAACCAACUUUGGCGAGAAGAAUGUGUCUCUGGAUUUGUCCGCAAUGUUCUACAGUGGCGAAAUCGUGGCCGGUUCUUCGACCAAACGGGACAGGAUAUAUUUCGACCGAUUUGAAGUGGGACCCCUGGAGACCGUGAUUGUGAGACUACACAAGUAAAAGUACACCCGCCAAGGGCAAGCUUUUUAAUUUAAUUUUGUUUUUAUUUAUGGAUUUUUUUCUUAUAAAGAAGAAAAUUCGAAUAAUAUCUAAACUACACGUUACUUAACAUGCUAGAAUGUUCUGUACAUAUGUCAACCUUAACUGUGUUGUAUAGAGUAGAGAGAAUGUUAAUAAAAUAUGUUUUUAAAAUAUCUAUUAGGAAAAAACAUAACGAUUACUUUACUACUUCCUAGAAA